Drosophila busckii is the source of this 1057-nucleotide messenger RNA. RefSeq names its product tenascin-X. Bases 66 to 998 code for a protein of 310 amino acids. The record is from RefSeq and is a predicted model, not a curated record. The transcript is spliced from 3 exons. NCBI's taxonomy places the organism in Eukaryota, Metazoa, Arthropoda, Insecta, Diptera, Drosophilidae.
CAAGCGAAUCUUGAGAAUUUCAGUUAGAAUUUAGCAAAGCAAAGCUUAGAACAGAUCACGAGGCAAUGCGUGCACUUGCUCCACUCCUGAUGCUGCUUGGCAUCCUGAGCAUUGAGGCCAAUUUGCCCGAAUACGCACGGGUACGCUAUGACGCAAGGCCGGAUGAGGAUGAGGAGCCACGUCGCUAUUAUAACAACAACAACAACAACAACAACAACAGACCACAAACGCGCUAUUCAAGACCCAAUGGCUUAGAGUUUCCGCCAGUGCCGCAGCCACAGGAUCGGAAAUAUAUGAAACGUGAGCACGAGCAGUUGUCCAAUGGCAAAUUGCACAAAUGCCGUAUUUGGGUGCCCCCUGAAAUUGUGCCCAAGUAUGCGCAGGCCAGUCUUAUACAAACGGAUAUAACCAACAAGCUGUCCAUGAUCGAAGUCUGCUGCACAGGCUAUGCGGCCAUGCGCUUCAUGGGCGUCACUGUCUGCCGUCCCAGCUGCAGCUGUCUGAAUGGCAGUUGUCAGCAUCCCGGCGGAUGCGAUUGCUAUGAGGGCUUUGUGAAGAACGACAAUGGGGACUGCGUGUUUGCCUGCCCGCUGGGCUGUCAGAAUGGGCGCUGCUUCCUCGACGGCAGCUGCCAAUGCGAGCCGGGCUAUAAGCUGGACGAAACGCGUCGCUUUUGCCGCCCCAUCUGCAGCAGCGGCUGUGACAACAAUCCCAGGCACAACUGCACGGCGCCCGAGAUUUGCAGCUGCGCCAAGGGCUACCAGCUGACCAACAAUGGCUGCGAGCCCGUCUGUGAUCCCGACUGUGGCAUCGGAGGGCUCUGCAAGGAGCAAAAUGAAUGCGACUGCGGCUCAGGCUACAAGCUCAAGGAUGGCGUUUGUCAAGCCGAUUGCUAUCAAAAAUGCACCAACGGCGUAUGCGUGAGUCAAAAUCGUUGCAUCUGUGAUCCUGGCUACUCCUAUCACGAGCAGUCAACCAUGUGUGUACCCGUAUCUUAAAACAAUUUUUAUAAGCACUUGCUUUAUUCACAAUACAAUAUUUUUAUUAAGCCACAAUU